AUGAGAUUCGAGUUUGAGGAGGAGUCAAAGCUGACCAAACUGUACAAUUUUUUAUCUGUAGAGUGGGAAAAACACAUUCAUCCGGUUUUACAUUAUCUAGCGGUACCCUCUGUACUUGCAUAUGGUCUUUAUCAAAAUGAUGCAUCAUUUUACCCAACUGAACUGUUUAAGUUAUUAUUUCUCUCCUAA
Babesia microti strain RI is the source of this 189-nucleotide messenger RNA. RefSeq lists its product as hypothetical. The transcript has a single exon. The record is from RefSeq and is a predicted model, not a curated record. Bases 1 to 189 code for a protein of 62 amino acids. Lineage: Eukaryota; Apicomplexa; Aconoidasida; Piroplasmida; Babesiidae.